CCAGCGCAAAGUGAUCCAGACGCACGGUUACCGAGCUGUGGGGACUGUUUAUGGCCGUCUGUGCAUCGCCUAACUCCGCUAUUUUCAGUCACACCAUCGCUUUUAAAAGUCAAGCAAGCGUGUCUACAUCUACGUGCCUGGUUAUGGUACCAGCGAGAGGGAAACGGCGUGUUAGACUAGGAAUUUAACUUCAUCGCAGCUACGGACAUACGUGUAAAAUAGUAUUUACGUGGAUGGAAUAAAAGCCCCAAUCUUGACGCUGGUAUGUUCUGUCGAUUCGUUUGUGACUAUCGUGUUUGAUCAGACGCAAGAGACGAGUAGAUUUGAGCUUAAACAGCGUGUAUCCGCGCGUCCCUGUUGUAGCCAGCACGCUAGGCCCACAGGCUCAAGAGGAGGAGGAGGCUACAGCUGCAAGAAACUUCACGGACAUUUCACGCAACUUUCUCAGACAAUGUCAAGGCUGUGUUUUGGAACAGGUGGAUAUUGUGCAAGACUCAAACCACUGUAAAAACAAGAAACGAACGCCAGCUAUGGUUAUUUAUAUCGCUAAUGCAAUGUUUGUGCAAGAAUCUGCAAAGACACUAACCAGGUAGUGUCUCAAGUGUUGGUGGAUACUGUAUUUUGUAACUUGUUGAUUGGAUAGAAAUAAUAUAGCAAAACGAGAUUUACGCACACGCAUUAGCACAUUUUGGACAUGAAACGAAGCCUGUUUGUUGCCAUUAAGGAUUGACAAGGUUAUCUGAAGACUGCGACCGACUCCUCAGCAAGCCCCUCGGGGACACUGGUUUAAAAUGUCGGCUGCCAUCUCUGCGUCGGAGAAGGUGGACGGCUUUACGAGGAAGUCCGUGAGGAAGGCCCAGCAGCGGCAGAGGAGGUCGCAGGGCUCCUCUCAGUACAGGACGCACGGCACUGUCCCGGUAGAGCUGUCUCCGCUCCCUCAGCUCAAAGAUGCUCCCAGCACAGAGCAGCAGGAGCUGUUCCAGCAGAAGCUCCAGCAGUGCUGUGUCCUGUUUGACUUCUUUGACUCGGUCACAGAUCUGAAGAGCAAAGAAAUCAAGAGAGCUGCACUGAAUGAGCUGGUGGACUAUGUGUCCACCAACAGGGGUGUGCUGGUGGAGGCCACCUACCCCGAGAUCAUCAACAUGAUCUGCACCAACAUCUUCCGGACUCUUCCUCCAAGUGAGAACCCAGAUUUUGACCCUGAGGAGGACGAGCCCACCCUGGAGGCGUCCUGGCCACACAUGCAACUGGUGUACGAGUUCCUCCUACGUUUCCUGGAGAAUCCUGAUUUCCAGCCCAGCAUUGCCAAGCGCUACAUCGACCAAAGAUUUGUUCUACAGUUGUUGGAGUCGUUCGACAGUGAAGACCCCAGAGAGAGGGACUUCUUGAAGACCAUUCUGCACCGCAUCUACGGCAAAUUCCUGGGUCUGCGUGCUUUUAUACGCAAGCAGAUCAACAAUAUAUUCCUCCGGUUCAUCUAUGAGUCUGAGCGCUUUAAUGGUGUUGCUGAACUACUUGAAAUCCUUGGCAGUAUCAUCAAUGGCUUCGCUCUGCCGCUGAAGGCUGAGCACAAACAGUUCCUGAUGAAGGUGCUGAUCCCUCUGCACACGGCCAAAGCUCUGGUCCUGUUUCACGCACAGCUGGCUUACUGCGUCGUCCAAUUCCUGGAGAAGGAUCCUACACUCACUGAACCGGUUAUUCGUGGGUUGCUGAAGUUUUGGCCGAAGACUUGUAGCCAGAAAGAGGUGAUGUUUCUGGGUGAAAUUGAAGAGAUUCUGGAUGUCAUUGAGCCAACGCAGUUCAAGAAGAUCCAGGAGCCACUGUUCAAGCAGAUAGCCAAAUGUGUGGCCAACCCACAUUUUCAGGUAGCAGAGAGGGCGCUCUACUUCUGGAACAACGAGUACAUUUUGAGCCUCAUCGAGGAAAACAUUGAUAAGAUCCUGCCCAUCAUGUUCGGCAGUCUGUACAGGAUCUCCAAGGAGCACUGGAACCCGACCAUCGUGGCUCUGGUCUACAAUGUUCUGAAGACACUGAUGGAGAUGAACGGGCCUCUGUUUGAUGAGCUCACAACGUCUUACAAAACCGACCGACAGAGGGAGAAGAAAAGGGAGCAGGAGAGAGACGAGUUGUGGAGGAGACUGGAUGCACUCAGACUGAACCACUGCGGUCCCAAUAACAACUACGGCUUGCAGAGCACCCACAACCUCAACAACAAUAACAACAACAACAACAACAGUCACCACGGCAAUGCCACAAAUCACUCCACCAGUAACACUCAGAGCAGCAGCGGUCAGACCAAUGAGCCAGGUGUAUAUGAACACAAACCAGAGUGUGAGGAGAGCAGUGACCCCCAUGACCCCAGCGACCCCAGCGACCUCAGUGCCAAAUGACAGUAAAGACAUGUAAGGUGUGAGGGUAGGAGAGGUUCUGUCCGCACUAAUGUUUUGGGAUUGUCCAGGCUCAACCUUACAGGUAGUUAAGGAAUGAUGACACUGCCACAAAGGGCCAUGAUAUCAAGUGUGUUUGAGGAUUAAACAGUAUUUUGAUGUUUGAAAACUGCACUGCUUAAAAACUCUUAUUUUCCAUGGGAUAAAGCAGGUUUUUAAAGGGCCUGUACCCAAAUUGUUUCCUAUGUAUUUGAGCAAAAUAUGUAUUGCCCCAGUCCAGAUAUAUUGUAUAAACAGCUCUUGAUGUAAAAAUAAAUCUACUGUGUGCUGUCUGCAUCAAAUUAUAAAGCAUUUUAUUGUUCAAUAAUUAGCAAGUGUGCCUUAGCAUGCUAGUUAUUAACCGUGACAGCAAAAUCACUCUGGUCUCUAAACUUAUCACAGAAAAGAAUUAGGAUGCUCUGAAUACAGAAGGUAAGUGAGGAAGAAGUCUGGACGACUGGAAACUGUUUAAAAUGAACUAGUUUGAACUAGUUUGAAUCUUAAACCUUUUCUACCAUGGGGCCCAGCUUUUUGUGUACAUAGUAACCUAGGGCCCGUGUGCAUAUUAAAAACAUGGGAUUAUUUUCAAGGCUCCAGCUCUAUAGUUAAGAGUCCGUGGGCUGGAGUCUUGGAUGGUUAGACAGCAGGGCUGUGGUUGUUUUCUGCUCAGGUCAGUGAAAAAGUAUUUUCUGAGCUCAUGGACAGAUCAUGAACAAGAGGGCAGGUAUCUAAACAAAACAUUUGUGUGGACAGCCUUUGUAAAUGCCAGCACACGCAGUUAUGUAUUUAGUAUAUCUGGAUGUCGCUGUUUUCAAACAGGAUGGUCUAUUUCAAAAUGUAUUGUUUCACCUGAGAUUAUUUCCUGAUUGUGGCAGUGUAACAUAAGUGUAACUCAUAAGGACUUGAACUUUUGGAGACUUUUCACUUCUUUUAAAGAGCUGAUCUUUUUAAACCUACUGUUUGUAAAUAUGUUGCCCUUAAGGGUGAAGGGCCAAAAGGACCAGAGACAAAGUCAUUGUAUCAAAGUGUGCCAAACUAAUAGCAAUGCAACCAAAAAGCAGACAACCCAUGUUUUUUUGUCAAAAUCAUAGUUCCAUAUGGCAAAUACAUGACUGUGUUUAAAAAUUCUGUUUAUAAUUUUUUAAUCAAAUGGGUUGUGGGUACAUGAGCUGUUUAAUUCAAUAGUUCACAGGGGUAGUGCUCAAAAGGAAAUGCAGAGACUUUUUGGUUGCACCACUAUUAUUUAGCUCACUUCCGUGUUCAAUAGUAAAUCAAGUAUUAAUUAUUCCAGACUUAAAAAUGUAUACUGUAUGUUUCGAUACCUAGAUAGCCAUAGCUCAGUCAGUUGAAAGUUGAUUCUCAGACUCAACUGGAGAACAAACAGUAGCCUUAUUUAGUCACUGCACUUGUUCAUGAGCAGACCUUCUGUAAGUAUGAAUGCACUUUUGUUUUCUGCCAAAGUACUUUCUUGUGAUGAAAUGUGAAUGAGUCUGGUUUGAGAGUUCCCUUUCUGUAGACUGAACUCUCUGGGCUCUUAAAGCACAGAAGAGUUAGAGCCGUACAUGUGUGAGGCCUUACCCAGAGCAGAACAUUGUGCAGCAGGGCCGCACCUGCUGUAAGAGCUCUCCCAAAGCCCUGCUACCAUCACCCUGUCCCAGGAGCUAACACUAGCGCCUGUGGACUCUCAUGGUGUGUCAGUGGGACGGAUCCUUGUGUGCUAUAUACAAAUCUAUUUUUGUCUAAAAGCAAACUAGACUAAUUACUAUUUUUUGAAAUAUAAAUAGUAUAACUGUAUAUUUGAACCUGUUUUUGGCUGAAGGGGUGCAGGGUCUGUGUGUAUAUUUUGGUGUGAAUAUGUGUAAAGCUAUUUUAAAGGGAAUCUCCUUUUUCACUUUCCCAUUUUAAUGUAUUAUUUUAUUAUUUUCUUGAUAAUAAUUGAGAGAAACAGUGUAGUUGAGGGCUUACCACUUCAUGUGUACCAAGAUCAUGUGUAAAACAGAUUGAAUUGGGUGUAACUCUUGUGAUAACAUACAGUGAACAUGUAGGCUGUGGACAGAAUCUUCCGGUGUCAUAAGGGCUGGUGGCUGGUUGUGGUAUCAGGAUCGUUUAGAUUGUUUAGAAUCCAGAGCAGCUGAUAGCUGAUAAGCUCUGCCCAUACUUUUGGACCGAUAGAUAUAUAUGGCUGAUUUAUGCAAUUUUCUCUUAUCUCUGUGCUGGAGAUUUAAAGCCCAUAGCUGAUAUGUUAAAAGAGCAAAUAUCGAUCAAACGACUUUUCAGCCAACCAAAAUAUGGGUCUAUCUCUACAGUGAAUACAGGCUUACAUUGUCAGGAACAGUUUUUGAACUGAAGGUUGUAUAAUCCAUUCAGAUCUUUGGCGUGACCAGAUAUCAAACUUAGAAUUCAGCAUGAUUUUAUUAUUUAUACAGAAUUCAGAAUUCUAGGCUGUAAAAUAAAAUGCAGAGUUAUGAAUUCUGUCUAAACAAUAUCACAACAAUUCCCUUUUCUUUCAGUGCGGUUUUCCUUUGACUCUGGAGACACAAACGUACGUCAGAAUCAUACCUCUUGGUUGUGGAGGUGACAUGUUGCUCUUGUCUGCCUCUCCACAGCCACCCAGUCAGAAAGAGUCUGGAGGACUGCUCUAGUCUCCCGUGGUGGGACAUUCUAGGAUGCUGGUUCUGUUCCAUGUGAUGUCUUUGUCAGUCCAUUCCAGUGUGUCUGUGGGACCUGUUUUGUAUCUGCAGAUUGUAAACCUAAUAAACAUUGGAUUUAAAGGG
This is a messenger RNA of Boleophthalmus pectinirostris (great blue-spotted mudskipper), 5200 nucleotides long. It is a transcript of the gene ppp2r5a, whose product is annotated as protein phosphatase 2, regulatory subunit B', alpha isoform. Bases 792 to 2390 code for a protein of 532 amino acids. Gene Ontology annotation, molecular function: protein phosphatase activator activity. Gene Ontology annotation, biological process: protein dephosphorylation; signal transduction. Gene Ontology annotation, cellular component: nucleus; cytosol; protein phosphatase type 2A complex. The record is from RefSeq and is a predicted model, not a curated record. The transcript is spliced from 13 exons. NCBI's taxonomy places the organism in Eukaryota, Metazoa, Chordata, Actinopteri, Gobiiformes, Gobiidae.